AUGGUGCCGGGGGUCAAGGCGUCGAGCGUGAACAUUCCGAACACGAAAGCAGCCAAAACUCCUCAGAGGAGCGAAAUUAAUGCUGUUGCGACGCGGGCCGCCAAAGCGAAGGAAAAUGUCGGUCCUGACAAACUAAUUGUUCCCAGCUUCAAAUUUGAGAACGUCUCCAAGCAAGACUUCAUGGAUGCUCAGUCCUCUUGCCCGUCUCUAGAACACAUUCGUUCUAAGGAAAGAAUUAAAGCUAUUGUCACUGUUAAAAGUCGUUCGGUAAAAUUCGAACGAGUAAAUGGGUUGAUUUACCGUAUUUGCGUAAAGAGCAAACACGAACACGAAAUCGGAGAGAAACAAUUGGUUGUGCCCCGUAGAUUUAUUCCAAUAAUUUUGUCUAUGGCUCACGAUUCCCCUUUGGCAGGUCAUUUCUCUCAUCGAAAGACUGCAGAAAAGGUAUUCCAUAAAUUCUUUUGGCCAGGAGCAGGCGCAGAGAUCAAACGCUACUGUCGCUCUUGUCAUGCUUGCCAGAAAACGGUCCCUAAGGGCAAGAUCAGAAAGGCCCCCAUGGUUCAGAUGCCAGUCAUAAGCGAGCCGUUUUCCCGAGUAGCGAUUGAUAUCGUCGGGCCGAUCUCCCCGCCCUCGAGCCGAGGCCACAAGUAUAUGUUGACCUUGAUUGACAUGGCCACCAGAUUUCCUGAGGCAGUUCCUCUGAGAAAUAUCGACUCGGUAACUGUUGCUGAAGCGUUGUUAACCAUUUUCGCUCGUGUAGGAAUACCGAAAGAGAUUCUUUCUGAUCGUGGUACACAAUUUAAGUCUGAUUUGAUGGCAGAGAUCAACCGAUUACUUUCUGUUAAAGCAUUAUACACCAGUCCGUAUCACGCGUGUUGUAAUGGUACCGUCGAACGUUUUCACGCAGUGCUAAAAGCUAUGUUGAAAAAGCUCUGCAGCGAACGACCACAUGACUGGGAUCGUUACAUCCCAUCCGUCUUGUUUGCGUAUCGCGAGAUUCCUCACGAUACGCUAAAAUUUAGUCCGUUUGAGUUGCUGUACGGCCGUAAGGUACGUGGCCCUUUAUCAAUUCUGCAUAAUUUAUGGACUAAAGAUAUUGAUGGGGAGGUUAAGAGUACCUAUCAAUAUGUAUUAGAUCUGAGAUCUAGAUUAGAACAAUCGGCUCAACUAGCAUCCGCUCAUGCAGACGUGAAUAGCAGAAUGUACAAGACGUACUUCGACAGGAAAGCUAGAGCUCGAACGUUAAAAGAAGGGGAUGAAGUACUUGUGCUGUUGUCAACUUCGCAUAACAAACUAACUGUUCAGUGGAAGGGUCCCUAUUCUGUAGUACGCAAGCAUGAAAAUGGUGUAGACUAUGGAAUAAAAAUAAAAGGGAAAAUAAGGCUUUAUCAUGUGAACAUGCUGAAGAAAUAUGAAAGACGCGAAAAUGGCAUUUCUCACUCUCAGGUGUGCCAAGCUUGCGUGGUAGAUGCUUCUGAUCCCAUAGAUAAGAACGCUAAUGGCGUAUGUGAUAUACCCGAAUUGUAUAAUCCUGGUAAAUACGAAUUUAAUUUUAACUCUGAACUCUCAAAUGAACAAACCUCAGAGCUAAACCAUCUAAUCGCUGAUUUUCUUGACGUAUUUGUCGAUAAACCAGGCAUGACCAGUACAGUAGUUCAUGAUAUUCAUUUGACUACAGAGGUUCCCGUUCAUACGAAGCCUUAUCCUAUUCCAUAUCAUUUACGUAACGCUUUUGACGAGGAAGUGGAAAGGAUGAGGGAAUUGCGAGUAAUUGAACCGUCAACCUCUGCUUAUUGUUCACCUGUAGUACUGGUGAAGAAGGCCGACAACUCGUGGCGCUUUUGUGUAGAUUUCAGGUCUCUUAAUGACAUAAGCCUCUUUGACGCUGAGCCAAUGCCGACCAUGGAAGAAGCGUUGGGUAGUUUCGUGGGAGAUUCAUACUUUACGGAAAUUGAUCUCUGUAAGGGUUACUGGCAAAUUCCUCUGAGUGAUAAGGCGAAGCAGUACACCGCGUUUGCUACACAGAAGUAUGGCCUUAUGCAGUUUAGAAAAUUACCAUUCGGUUUACGUACGGCGUGCGCUACUUUCAUUAGACUGAUGCGUAAGGUAACUGCUGGUCUAAACAAUGUUAAUUGUUAUUUUGACAACUUGGUUAUACAUAGUCAGACAUUUUCUGAUCAUCUUUUGCAUUUGAGGAAAGUUUUGGAGCGUUUACGCGAGCACGGGUUAACCGCCGGGCCAAGUAAAUGUUAUUUUGCUUAUCCUAGCAUAAAAUAUCUAGGAUUUAAUCUUAGUGAUAAGGGAUUAAGUACACUUCCUGAUAAAGUUAGUGCCAUUAAGAACAUGCUUUUACCGGAGACGAAGAAGCAGUUACGCAGCUUUCUCGGAACUCUCUCGUUCUACCGAAAGUUCAUUCCGAAUCUGGCAAACCUCGCAUAUCCCCUGAAUGCUUUGUUAAAGAAAUUUAGUCCUAAUAAACUGAAUCUGACCCCUAGCCUCGUUGACAGGAUUAACGAAUUAAAAGAUCUCUUGAUGAAUGCCCCUAUUCUAACUUUGCCCGACUACAGUAAGACUUUCUAUCUUCGCACUGACGCGAGUGAUACUGGCCUCGGGGCCGUCUUGUUGCAAAGUGUCGAUGGCGUCCUCAUGCCCAUCGCCUACGCAAGUAGAAAACUUAAAGAUCGGGAGACUCGUUACGCUGUCAUUGAACGAGAAGGUUUGGCGAUCGUUUGGGCGAUCGAAAAAUUCUAUUGUUAUUUGUAUGGACGCGAAUUUAUUCUGCAAACUGAUCAACAGCCAUUAAAGUAUAUUAAAAACAUGAAAAACAGCAACGGUCGGCUUAUGCGCUGGUCACUCGCCCUUCAGUCACAUUCAUUCACAAUAGAAUAUAUAAAAGGCCAAGAAAAUGUUGGAGCUGACAUACUCAGCCGAUGUUCUGUAUAA
Molecule: messenger RNA, 2943 nt
Organism: Penaeus monodon (black tiger shrimp)
Lineage: Eukaryota; Metazoa; Arthropoda; Malacostraca; Decapoda; Penaeidae
Exons: 1
Coding region: 1-2943 (980 amino acids)
Biological process (GO): DNA integration
Molecular function (GO): nucleic acid binding
Source: RefSeq, a predicted model, not a curated record